Messenger RNA from Rotaria sp. Silwood1, 1494 nucleotides. The record is from the annotation of a GenBank genome assembly. Lineage: Eukaryota; Metazoa; Rotifera; Eurotatoria; Philodinida; Philodinidae.
AUGUCCAUUGUGGGUUCAUAUAAAAAAUUGAAUGAUUUUCAUACAGAAUACACUGCACCAAAUGGUUAUGCCAAUUUUGUAUUAAUAUUACCAUUUAUCUUUGAAUUUUUUCCAUCAACUCAACAAAUAAAAGUUCAAAGAGGAAUUCAAUUAUAUUCUUCUAUCAUUGGAAACAAUUUAAAUAUGAAUUAUAACGAUAGAAUAGUUACAAAGAUUGAUAGUAUGAAUGCAUUAGAUUAUAUGAAACACUUUGCUGAACAAUAUUCACUUGUCAGUAAAGAUAAAAGUGUGAAAUUGAAUUCUGUGUUCAGAGAAGAAUUUUGGAUACGAAAUCUUGCGCGUUAUCCAUUUCCAUCAAACAAUAAUAUAACAUUUACUUUUUUAAACAACAAUGAAUUAACACUAACUUUUCCUUAUCUCGUAAUCAUAACAAAAAAAUUCGAUAAUCAAAACAGUUUGGAAAAUGACAAUAUGUUUUCCGCACCAAUAUUAUUCGAUCACACAAGGGUUUUGAAGUAUGUAACAAAUUUCGAAAACUUGAAUUGGUAUCAAGAAAAACAAAGUAAUGCCUUCGGUUAUAUAAUGGGUGGUAAUGGUACUUAUUAUUAUACUCAUAAACGAACAAAAACUUCUGUGAUCAAGCUUGGAUCAUUUGAUGAGGAAAUUUUUGAGAAUAUGAAAAAUAUUUUUUUGAUGUCUUCUGGAGAUACAUUAAUCAUUGACUUGAUUGGUAAUCAAGGUGGUCGUAGUUGUAUAGCUUAUAGUUUACUCAAUUAUUUAGUUCCGGAAUAUUCUAAUCUAAGUGUAUUGUAUGAGUCGUUCGAUGGUAGAAUAACAAAACCAUUACAAUCAUUCUCGAAGGCAUUUAGUUUAUCUCGAAAUGCAAUAUUAAAUGUUCAAACUGGUCUACCAUUUACAAAUAUGGAUUGGAUACAACCAUAUCUUAAUUACACAAGAGGGAAUUUGACUGAUGAAUAUUCAAUGAAAUGGUCGAUUAAUUGUGAUGGACAAGCAUUUGGUUCCGGAAAAUUUUGGCUAAGCAAUAGCACUAAUAGGAGAUAUUUUAAAUCAAUUUAUGUUUUAACAGAUGGUACUUGUGGUAGUGCUUGUGGUUUAUUUUUAUCUAAAUUAGCAUUGGGUUCGAAUUUUAAAAAAGCUUAUGGUAUUGGUGGUGGAUAUGAUGGAAAUAAUUUAUUUGAAAGUUCAAGCUAUGCUGGAGGUGGUACAUUUAAUUGGAAUGAUAUUGUUGGAUAUUAUACUUUAGUUGGUGCUAAUGAUUCGUCCAUUAACUAUUUACCGACAAGUGCUUUCUUGAGUGUGAAUGUUUAUGAGAUUUAUAUUAGUAAACUAAAUCCUGACUAUCCAAGAGAAUUUUUGUCACAGCCAAUUGAUAGACAAGUAACCAAUGCCAAUUAUUGUAAUCUACAAUCAGCUUUAGAAGAGAUAAUCAAUGAUGAUCAAUCAACCAAAUGGACAUACUCUGAUAAUAAAUAG